Cicer arietinum (chickpea) is the source of this 1337-nucleotide messenger RNA. RefSeq lists its product as uncharacterized. NCBI's taxonomy places the organism in Eukaryota, Viridiplantae, Streptophyta, Magnoliopsida, Fabales, Fabaceae. The record is from RefSeq and is a predicted model, not a curated record. Gene Ontology annotation, biological process: response to oxidative stress. Gene Ontology annotation, cellular component: respiratory chain complex I; membrane.
AGAAAACCAAAGAAAAUUGAAGCUGAAGAUUGGAAGUUUGGCGCAGAAACCCGGUUCAUGGUGCUCCGAAAUUGAUCCGAACCAGUCAAUAUUAAGAAGAAAACAAAAGUCGUAGAAGCUCCAGAAUUAACGUUAAAUUGCAUUUGUGUUUCUAAUCUCUAACGUUGUAGUUAUAGAACCAUGAUGCUGUAAUUAAAUUAAACCACAGUUGAGUUUGUUUACCUCCUGAAAAAAAAUGCGGAGGGUACUUGGGAAGAUUGCUGGGUUGUUCAGCAAUCGAAGUAUGGCGGGAGUGGACAAAGUAGGGAACAAAUACUUCACCAGACACGAAGAAAUUGAUGGCAUCAAAUGUGAUUGGAUUAUGUAUUUACCAUAAAACCAUUGAUGGAUGAAAAUGGGGACCAACAUGAAAGAGAAGAGAUGGGUGGUGUUUAAGGGAGAGCAGGAUCCUACCUCCAUUCCAGUUGAAUGGAUAUGUUGGCUGAAUGGGCAGCGUAAAAGGGCUCCAACCCCAGAGGAACAAAUGGAAUUGGAGGCAAGACGUGAACAAGUUAGAGAGAAUGUUGCCCUUCUCAAGAAAGAAGAAGAGGAAAGGAAAGCCAAAGAAGGCAGUAGAGUCAGACGUGUCAGCAGCACUGGAGAACACAGUGGUCCAGACUUGAAAAGUUUUAUUCGGCAGUUUCCAGUUCCUUCCGAAGGUAAUGAGGUUGAAGAAUCAUCUGGUGCAAAGGAUGACUUGAGGAAUUUUCAAGAUAACCCAGUUAAGAAUGCAGAAGUUGAGCUUGAGUCUUCAGAGCCAACUGGGUCUGGUGCAAGUUUUAAACCUGGAACCUGGCAACCUCCAACUUGAACUUUCAUCAACCAUCACAAUUAAGGGAGGGGCCUGCUGACACAACAUUCCUGAUUUUUACUCAUGCUAUGUUUUGAAAAGCCGUGCAUGAUGUUUUAUUUAUUCCUUCAAGAAAUUUUGGCAUAAUAUAUGUGUGCGUCUGAGUUUCUCGAAAUUGUAAUUCAUUGAUUUGCAUUUGCUCAAGGAAUAUGACCAAUGAGUUAGACAACUUUAUGCAUUAUGCAUUUGCAGGGCAUCUUGCCAUGCCGAGUUACCUUGUUCGUUCGGAAUAAUCUCUUAGAUUUGAUGCAUUGUGAUGUCUCGAAUCUAAACAUUAAGAAAUACAGGAUGUAAUGUAAAGGUACUUUUGGGCGACCUUGCAAGCAAGGACCCUUGUCUGAGUCUGAUCUGUAAACCUGAACUGGCACAGAAUUUGAAUCAAAAGUUAUUGGCUUAGUUAUUUGUUUGUCUAUGAAAAUAUGUACGUAGUAUUGGAUUGUUAUUACAA